This is a messenger RNA of Cynocephalus volans (Philippine flying lemur), 1509 nucleotides long. It is a transcript of the gene C15H8orf76, whose product is annotated as chromosome 15 C8orf76 homolog. NCBI's taxonomy places the organism in Eukaryota, Metazoa, Chordata, Mammalia, Dermoptera, Cynocephalidae. The record is from RefSeq and is a predicted model, not a curated record. Gene Ontology annotation, molecular function: protein binding. Bases 44 to 1387 code for a protein of 447 amino acids. The transcript is spliced from 7 exons.
UCUGGGCGCCACCGCCUCCCGUUGCCCCCACCGUGGGCGCACGAUGGAGAUCGGGUGCUGGCUGUUCGGAGGCGAGUUCGAGGACUCGGUGUUCGAAGAGAAGCCCGAGCGACGGGCUGGCCUCCCCGCGUCCUACCGCGCCAAGCGCUGCGAGCGGCAGUGGUUUUAUGAAGAAGCAGAGAGCAGUGAUGAUGUUGAAGCUCUAACUAUCAAGAAAUUCAGAGGGGACCUGGCCUACAGACGACAAGAGUAUCAGAAAGCGUUGCAAGAGUAUUCCAGUAUCUCUGAAAAAUUGUCAUCUACCAAUUUUGCCAUGAAAAGGGAUGUCCAGGAAGGACAGGCUCGGUGUCUGGCACACCUGGGAAGGCACAUGGAAGCGCUGGAGAUUGCUACAAACUUGGAAAAUAAAGCAACCAACACAGACCAUUUAACCACUGUGCUCUACCUCCAGUUUGCCAUUUGUUCAAGUUUGCAAAACUUGGAGAAGACUAUUUUCUGCCUACAGAAACUGAUUUCUUUGCACCCUUUGAAUCCUUGGAACUGGGGCAGAUUGGCAGAGGCUUACCUGAACCUGGGGCCAGGUCUUUCAGCAUCAGUUGUGUCAUCUCACAAACAGGACAGUUUCACCUCAAGUGACAAAACUGUCAAGUCCUCCUUUCUGCACUCAGGAAGAGACUGUCUUUUGUGUUUCCCUGAAACCUUGCCUGAGAGCUCUGCACUUUCUAUGGAAGCAAGUAGCAGUAAUAGCCAGAAAAAUGAGAAAGCUCCUAAAAAUAUUCAAAACUGUAUGGCAGAAAAGAGAGAAGCGGUGUUGAUAGAGACUCAGAUGAAAGCAUGUGCCUCUUUUAUACGAACCAGGCUUUUGCUUCAGCUCACCCAAUCUCAGCAAACAUCGUUUGCUUUGGAGAGGAACUUAAGGACUCAGCGGGAAAUUGAGGAUAAAAUGAAAGGGUUCAGCUUCAAAGAAGACACUUUGCUGCUGAUAGCUGAGGGCCACUUCUCAUCUACUGAUGGACUUCUGUCUCCCUCUUUUAUGUGCCUUUUGAUCAAUCAACAGUCACCCAAGCGGCCUCUUCAUCAUCCUUCCCCCGCAGCAUGCAGGACCACGGGGGCUGCAUGUCAUGUCCCUGUUGGUGCUUGCUUCCACCUGCCUGCUGGAACAUCAGAAAUGCCCAAUAAUCAUGUUUUGGUUAUGGGAGAAGAUAUCAUCCCAGAAAAAAUAAAAGACGAAGUUCACCCAGAGGUGAAGUGUGUUGGCUCCACAGCCCUGACUGCCCCGGUGACUGCAUCCUCCAAAGAAUUUGAAGACAAGUGGUUCCGAAAGAUCAAAGACCAUUUCUGUCCCUUUGAAAAGCAGUUCCAUGCAGAGAUACAAAUCGUGGCUUAGUGAUCCAUUUAAAAACAAAACAAAAUAUCUUGCACUGUAUUAAUUGUCUUUGUUUACUUCAGACAGGAUCCACUGUUAAUCACAGAAUAUGGUGAAUUAAAAAUGAUUAUGUUUUAUAAAAA